This is a messenger RNA of Alternaria atra, 1734 nucleotides long. RefSeq lists its product as uncharacterized. Gene Ontology annotation, molecular function: poly-pyrimidine tract binding; pre-mRNA 3'-splice site binding. The transcript is spliced from 5 exons. NCBI's taxonomy places the organism in Eukaryota, Fungi, Ascomycota, Dothideomycetes, Pleosporales, Pleosporaceae. Gene Ontology annotation, biological process: mRNA processing. The record is from RefSeq and is a predicted model, not a curated record. Gene Ontology annotation, cellular component: nucleus; U2AF complex; U2-type prespliceosome. Bases 1 to 1734 code for a protein of 577 amino acids.
AUGAACGGCGAUAGCUAUUCCAGAGACGGUGGCCGAUCGAGCGGAUCGCGGAAUUAUUCGUCGAGAGAUGACCAUCGCGAUCGCGGCGACCGUGGCGACCGAGCCGACCGUGGUGGUGACAGGCGCCGACGCCGUUCCCGCUCUCCCCGCCACGGUGGAGGCUCCCGCCGUGACUAUGAGGUAGACACGUACUCUUCCAGCCGCGACUACCGUGAGCGCGAACGCGAAGAUACAUACGCCCGCCGCGAACGCCGCGACGACCGGGGCGAGCGUGGAGGAGAGCGUGGUGGCUGGGGCGAUUCCUACUCCCGACGCGACCGACCUCGAGGAGACCGCGACCGCGACGACGACCGUGGCCACCGAAGGGAACGUGGAGACCGCAACGAGAGGGCCGGCGACCGGUUUGGUGGCGACGACCGUAGAGGCGGACGGGGAGGACGCGAUGGAGGCUUCGGCGGCGGACGUGAUAGGAUGCGUCAGCAGAAAGAGGAGUCUCCGCCCUUCAACAAGCCGCGCGAGGCUACACCGGAUCUCGAAAGCUUCACCAACAUCCAGAAGCGCCAGCGUCGUAUGACACAAUGGGACAUCAAGCCUGCAGGCUACGAGAACAUCACGGCCGAGCAAGCUAAGCUGUCGGGCAUGUUCCCAUUGCCUGGAGCUCCUCGCGCCGCGCCCAUGGACCCGUCCAAACUGGCUGCCUUCAUCUCGCCCUCUUCCGGAACUGCCACAGCUGCCGCUCUCGCAACGUCAGCCGCCAAGCAGUCGAAGCGUCUCUACGUCCACAACCUGCCCUCGGGCUGCACUUCCCAGGAGAUCAUGGAGUUCUUCAACAACCAGCUCAAUGGGCUCAACGUCGUAUCUGGUAACGACCCUUGCCUGUCAGCUCACAUUGCUACCAGCAAGGAGUACGCUGCGCUCGAGUUCAGGGCACCCGAAGAUGCCACUCUCGCCUUGGCUAUGAAUGGUAUCUCCAUGCGCGACGAUGGAGGAGCACCUGACAGGUCGGGCCUAUCCAUCCGCCGCCCCAAGGACUACAUCACUCCUACCGCCGACGAGAACGCAUACCCGCCCGGUGAUGAGGUCUCAUCCGUUGUCAAGGACAGUCCCAACAAGCUGAGCAUUGUCAACAUCCCCACCUAUAUUGAGGAGGAGCAGAUUCGAGAGCUUGUAGAGACCAUGGGCAAACUGAAGGCCUUUACUCUGGUCAAGGACACCGGUACUGACCAGCACCGCGGUAUCGCUUUCUGCGAGUACGCGGACAACGGAGUCAUCGACGCCGUUAUUGAAGGUCUAAACGAUAUUCCUCUCGGCGAUGGCAACCUCAAGGUCUCACGCGCCACUGUCGGACUCCAGCAGACGACUGGUCUCGAUGGUGGAGUUGGUGCCAUCUCUAUGCUGGCAGGAGCUAGCGCUGCCGAGAACCAUGAGCACAGCCGUGUCAUAUGUCUGAUGAACAUGGUUACCUCGGACGAGCUACUCAAUGACGAGGAAUACGAAGAAAUCAAGGAAGACAUCGAAGAGGAGUGCGGCAAGUACGGACCCAUCGUUGAGACCAAGAUUCCUCGUCCUGCCGGCGCCCGUGUCAACCUCGGUGUUGGCAAGAUCUACAUCAAGUACAAGGAUACAGAGUCUGCGCAAAAGGCUAUCAAGGCACUGGCCGGCCGCCAGUUCUCAGGGAGAACGGUUGUUGCGACUGAGUUCUCUGAGGAGGGCUUUGACGUCGAUGCCUGGUAG